Molecule: messenger RNA, 2061 nt
Organism: Lachancea fermentati
Lineage: Eukaryota; Fungi; Ascomycota; Saccharomycetes; Saccharomycetales; Saccharomycetaceae
Source: the annotation of a GenBank genome assembly
AUGGGAGUACCAUCACUUUGGGAAGUAUUCAAGGACCAAAAAUGUGGAGAAAGGCUACCGUUUAAGAAAUUUGUCGUUGAUUUUUAUCAUGCAAAUGGAAGGACCCCCCGACUUGCAAUUGAUGCAUACAGUUGGCUUUUUGAAUGUGGAUUUAUUAGUGCGGGGGACCAGAGAGCGGAAGAAAAGGGUUACAAAACUAUCGACUUGGCAAUUCUAUCAUUGUUACAAAGAUUGAGCCUCCUGAUUUCUAUGGACGUUACUUUCAUGCUGGUCUUUGAUGGCCCGAUGAAACCGUCGUUCAAGAAUAAAUUCAGGAACAAGAAAAUGGUUUACGAUACUAGAUGCGAAGAAGCUAAAGACCAUAGUUUCGAAUUUGACAAUCACUUGAGAUUGCAUGAGACUUUCGGAACAUGUGGUGCCGGAGAGAGCGAUUGUGGAGAUUAUGACUUUGUGCAAGACGAAGGCCUAUCAGUCGUCAAAGAAUUAUUAGAAGUGAUGAACAUUUCAUUUAUAGAUGCUUGCAGUGAGGGCGAGUCCGAAUGCGCAAGGUUUGAAAAAGAAGGCUUAGUAGAUUAUGUUGUCACAAAUGACUCGGACGCUUUUGUCUUUGGAGCACGAAAAGUAUUGAAGAAUAUGUCGAAGUACUGGGAAGACCUCCCUGCAACUUACAGUGGCCCUAGCAAGAAGAAAGAUGGGAAAGACAUGAUGGUCACAGUAAUUGAUAUCGCAAACAUAUCAAAAUGGACUCAACCUGCAGUGCUUCUGUACUCGGUACUACUUGGUGCUGAUUACAGCCAAGGAGUAAGAGGCAUGGGAUCUAAAAAAGCCGUUAACCUUGUUCUGCAUUCAAAUCCUAAUUUUGCAGAGCAAUUUUACCAAAAGUUUCAUGAAAACCGAAAAGAUGUAAAUCAAAGAAGAAUAUGGUACAAGAACUUUCAAAAAGAAGUCCUGGAAUUUUGCAAAAAAAAUAGCCACGAGCUAUUUGGCAAAGACUAUUCACGGUCUUUUGAAAAAAAUGCCUUACAGGGAUGGCCACCAGAAUACGCUGUCAUGUAUUACUUGUAUCCCAUAUUGAAUCCUCAUCCGGACAUGAGCGGUUUCAGCAGAAAGUUCAUUAAUAUUUCAGGAAGCCUCAAUAUACAAGAAGGGAAUUUCAAAAAACUAGAAAGUCUAUUACGAACACAUCAACUCAGACAAGUCAGCGAUUUUGGAAAAUGGUUUCACAAUUUGAUACACAAAAUGUUCUUCUUGAAAUACAUUCUCUAUGGCCAAAAAAUGAAUAACCUAUCAUCAAAGAAAAUGAAAAUAGUUACUGAGUGGGAUGCCUCCAUGAUCGGACAGAAAUAUUUUAUACCAUCUUGGAGAAUAAGAUACUCCACGCUAUUCAAAGGAAUACUGGAACCACCUGAAAAUUCCUCUCCGAAGGUAUUAGAAAAUGACCAAGGAGAGGGAAAGUCAAGUACUGUUACUAUGAAAAACAUCCAUGGGGGACAUAAAUCGCCGAUAACAGCUGAACUCAAAUAUUUGACAUCUAUCCCUAGAGCUCUUGUACCUGAAUCAAAUACUCUAGUCAAAGAGUAUCGAGCUGAAAUUGCAAAUAAGGUACACACUUCGUCUCGUAUUUCACCAAAGAAAAAAAGCUCAAAGAAGACCUACUAUCAGAAGAAUAAUUUGGAUGAAUUCAUAAAAGAGCAUAAAUCUCCUAAAAAGGCAUUCCCCGCAUCCUCAGACAGCAAAGAUUUGUUGCCUAGUAGUGCUCCUGAGAGAGCUUUAUUCGUGGAUGAUAACGAAUCUGACGAAAUAGACGAAGACAGCUCGCUAAUGAUAAUAUCGGAAACAAGACUAUCUCCGACAGCCACUGCUUCUUCACCCAAGCGUCUGCUUGAACUUUCACCAACUCAUGAAGAAAAUGAAUACUCGUCUGAUGAUGAAUCACCAUUCAAGAAACAGAAGAUGCAUCAACAGAAGGAACUUAAUGUGGUGCGCCGGCAACUCAUAUUCGACAAUGUUAUUGACUUAACUGUUGAGAGCGAGACAGAUAGAAACAAAAAAUCCAAAUAG